UAAGUUGUAACUAACCUGAAGUAGUCUGUCUAUUCAUUAAUCAAUAAGCAUUCUUAUAUUUAGAGGAAACAUUACUUGCAUCUUGUAUUUUUUCUUUAGUUUACCCAAAUGAUAGGAGGUGAAAGUGAAACAUAUUCAGCUUUUGCUCUCAAAUCACAUCAAUUUAUUUCUACAUAUAGUGAGUAAAGUUUGAGCAACGUUUAAUGGAAUGCCAUAAUAUAUUGGGAGCUCUCAUAUUACAUUUUAGUCCAUAAUCAUAAAAUGGAUGACAGGUGUAAUUAAAAGCUUUUCUAUCAUACACGAAAACGUGUGAUCUUUGUAUUUGAAGAAAUUAGACAUAAUAAUGAAUCGAGAAAAAUGUAGGACCUCCAUAGUAAAGGUGGUUAAUGGUAUAUUAAAGAGAAGAACCCACACGUAAUUAUCUCUGAGCAUCCUCUAACAAUGACCAUCUUUCUUUUCACAAACAAUUUAUUAAAGACAAGUUUUUUUUCCUUCUAUUAUGCAAACCUAUUAUCUUAUUCAUCCGUGCUAUUUUGAGACAGGCGGACCCAGCCCUGACCACAAGUUGGUUAACCUUGGGCUUGGGCUUGGGCCUGGGCCGGAGCUAUGAUCAGAGAAGCUUCAUUGAUUAAUAGAGAGAGUUUAGUCUAGUACAAGAUGCAAGCAAAACCUACUAUCUUAUUCACCCGUUGCUAUUUUGAGACAGAACCAGCCCUGACCACAUGUUGGUUAAACUUGGGCUUGGGCCGGAGCUUUGAUCAGUAUAUUUUGAGCCGAUGAUACAUAAUUGCCAACAAGAUUAAAUUUGCGAAAAUCAUUUUUGGUAAUGAAAAGGAAAGAAAUGUUUCUUUCUUUCUCGAAUGGGAACUUUCGGCAGCCAUUUUUCUAAUCAGUAGCCGACUUUCCCGUCCCUCUCCGUCUCCACGUUCACUUUUCAUUCUUUUCCCACCCAUUUAAUUAUUAUUCAUUUGAUUAUUACCAACAAAUUAUUAAGAGAAAAAAAGUGAACAUUAAUUAACAAUGUAAUUUGUGUAAUCUAUUUCAACUUUUUUCCCCCUUGGUGUAUGGUUUGGUCAAUAAAAUAGAGAUAUCAUUCAAUGUUUUAAGAAAGGAAUAAUUUUUUUCUGUUUAUUUUAAAUAAUAAAUUGUGAAGAAGACGACUACGUGCAGUCCUUGCUGGGUCUACUAUGUAUGGGGUUCACCUUUUCCCGAGUUAAAAAAAAAAGAGUAAUAUAAAUGGUAAUCAAUGUUUUCUGGGGCAAGUCUCUCUCUCGGAAAACAGAGUAGAAUUUGGAUUUAAUUACACUUUCGAAACUCUGUCAUCAAAACCUUCGAUCCCUUCCAAUGCUCCUACCUCAUGAUCAAAAGAUUUGAUAAACCUGCCCUUGAUUGAUUGAUUGAUUCUUGAUUCUUUAUAUGUUUGUACCAUUACCAACAAGAUGGCUAUCUCUCCAUCAAAACCCCAGACACGGAGUUUCACUAGAGCUUUGUCAUUAGCCUUCAACGAGUGGCUACUCAUCCUCAUGCUCUUCAUCAACUCCAUCUUCUCCUACUUGAUCACAAAGUUUGCAGACUACUCCGACCUCCAAUCUCCAUGUCUCAUGUGCUCAAGCCUCGAUCACAUCCUCGGAAGGAGGACAAAGCAUCUGAAGAAAUCUCAUUGGGACAUGGUCUGCUCCAAACACAAAACAGAAAUCUCCUCGUUGGUUUACUGUCACGCUCAUGGCAAGCUCGUUGACGUCAGGGGAAUGUGCGAGGCUUGUCUCUUCUCAUUUGCUACGACCAAUAAGUCAAACGCUGAGACUUACAGAUUGUUGGUUGGGAAGUUGGGUGAAGAUUCUUCUUCCUUUGGAGGAAGAUCCAAGAGUGAUCCAAACACAGGUCGAAGAUACUGCACUUGUUGUAAUCAGCUGUGGAUGAUGCCGCAACAAACCGGUUUUAAUGAUCAGGAGGUGGUGGCUAAACCGGUGACGCUGCCGAAGAUUCGUGUGGUUAGUAGUCUCAGAACCGGGAAACAAUCUAAUACACCAAAGAAAAGUGUCAGUUUCAAUCAUUUGCCUGAUGUUGGAUACACCGAGCUCAAGGUUCAUUCAGAUACUGAAUCAGAAGCUGUGUUUUCAGAAGAUGAAGGUGUAGUAGCGUUUAAGGAAAAGGAUGAUCAUAAGUUCCAAAACGUGGAUUUGGAGACUCCUCGAGUUAUCACCUUGCCUUAUGAUAUGGCUACCGAUAAGCUGCUAGACCUUGACUUCCCUUCGCAAGAGAUCGGUUUGAGAAGUUAUGAUUCCUUUUUUCCUGAAACGUCAGAGAAGGUGUUGAAGGAGAAAGAGAUGAGUUCAUUAGAUAGUCUUUUCUUUUCUGAUUCUGCAGCUGUUUUGAAGGAGAAAGAAGAUUUGAUUCACUUCCAAGAUGUUUCUUUAACACCAGAUGCUUCAAUGGAGGAGACAGAGCUUGUUCCGGUUAAUGUUGUGCCUGAAGAAACAUCAAAGAAGGUGUUAAAGGAAGAAGAGGUCCCUUCAUUAGAUAGUAUUUUCUUUUCAUUACGCUCCACGGAGCCUUUUGCAGCUGUUUCCAAGGAGACAGAGUUUGUUAGCCUCAGAGAUAUUAUUUCAACAUCAUCAGCUGCAGCUGAAGCUCUCUUAAUGAGAGAGGCUGAGGGAGAUUUGGUUCAACUCCUAGAUUUGUCAUUAACACAAGAUUCUAAGGAAAGACCUGCAGAUGCCUCAGUGGAGGAGGCUGGGCUUAUUUGCCUCAAUGAUGCUACUUCAACAACAUCAUCAGAUGCUGCUGAAACUCCUGAAGGUGAUGUCUUAAUGGGAGAGACUGUUUUAAAGGAGAAAGAAGAUCUGGUUCACCCACAAGAUGUUUGUUUAGGUGAAGAUUUUGAGGUUAAUCCUGCAGAUGCAUUGAUGGAGAAGACUGAGCUUCUUUGCCUCAAUGAUCUUACUUCAACAUCAUCAGAUGCAUCUGAAACUCCUGAAGAUAUCUUAAAGGGAAGUGAACAAAUGCCUCUCCAUGAUACAUCUCCAGAUGAGGUUCCUGAAUCAUUCACUACAAAUGAAACCCCUGUCGAAACGUCAAAGGAGAGAGACACAAGCCAAGAUGAUAUAGCCUCUCUGGAACCUGAGUAUGUAGUUGUAUCACCUUCAAAAUCUGCACAAUCCAUGCCUGAAGAAGAUUCAACAGAAGACUGUGUAUCAGAAGACAAGGAAACAAAAGAGACCAUGGCUUCUCAGACAGAAGCUGCUCCUGUGUCAGAAUCUGCAUCUUUCAACUCAAUGUCGGUGGCAGCAGAUACAAACCUUGGUUCAGGUGAGUUGCUGGAUCUUGCUGAUACAUACAACUCCAUCCCACACAACGAAGGUAGUAGUAAUGAUGGAGAAGCACACAUAGAACAUUGGAUGAAGAAAGACACUUCCAGAGUUAGCGAAGACCUUAAAACACUACUCACUCAUAUCUCAUCUUCUCGUGGGAUAGAGCUUCUGUCUCCUAGAGGUAUAAGCCCCAAGAUAUCUACCGAUCAAGAGACAAAGGACUUAGAUCUCGACAUGCAGUUGCUAAUCCAAAAGAGAAUGCUGGAGAGGAACGAGAGCAACUUAUCGUUAGAAGAAGUUUCCGUGAGUGAGAUAGAAGGAGAAAGCGAGAGUGAUCGGUUGAAAAGACAAGUUGAUUACGACAGGAAGCUUCUGACUGGUUUGUAUAAAGAGCUGGAGGAAGAGAGAAGCGCUUCAGCGGUUGCUACGAACCAAGCGAUGGCUAUGAUCACGAGGCUGCAGGAGGAGAAGGCGUUGUUUCAGAUGGAGGCCUUGCAGAACCUUAGGAUGAUGGAAGAGCAAGCUGAGUACGAUAUGGAGGCGAUACAGAAACUGAACGAUUUGCUUGUUGAUAAAGAAAAGCUUAUUCAAGAUUUAGAAGCUGAGAUUGAGUACUUCAGAGACCAGACCCCACAGAAGAAGAAGCUAGAUGUUGCAGAGAUUGAUUCUUCUAGUGAGACAGUGAGCAACAAGAUACAGAACUGUUUAACUGGGUUCAACGAAGAGAGACUAUACAUCACAAGUUGUUUGGAGAAUCUUGAGAACAGGGUGGUUCAAAGAGAUGUAAACAGUGAGGCUCAUGAUGAUGACUUAGCAACGCAAGAAUCUGUUUCUGAGCUAGGUGAGAGAGUAGAGAAGCUGAAGGGGGACUUGUAUUUUCUGGAACAUGUUGUGAAUUCUCUGGGGCAUGGGGAUGAAGGCGUGCAGUUUGUCAAGGAGAUAGCUUCUCAUUUGCAAACUCUGCGGAGUCUCAGCAUGAAAAGACGUAAUGAUGCAGAGAGUUGAUGCUACUGUCUACCUCUAAAACAAAACCUUCACAAAGAUAACUUGGUGGAGAAGAUAUUGCAGAGGAAUACUAAAAGAAGAUAAAGAGUGGUGAAAAAAGCUUAAGGAAUCUGUACAGCAUCUUCAAGAUGGCCUUUUCUUCUUUCCUACACAAUAACAAUCUCAGUAUUUUGCAAUUUUUACAGGAAUCAUUCAUAUUUUUGGGGGUUGUUCAUAAUUUUCUUUUUGGAUUUGUUUUGCAUUUUCUAUUGUUUUUCUUGUGCUGAAGUUCUCAUUUAAACAUUCUUUAAAUAGAUUGAUAAUUUUGUUUAUAAUGUCAAAAGUCAUGCAACUUUGCUGCAUUUUUCGC
Brassica rapa (field mustard) is the source of this 4665-nucleotide messenger RNA. RefSeq names its product myosin-binding protein 1. Lineage: Eukaryota; Viridiplantae; Streptophyta; Magnoliopsida; Brassicales; Brassicaceae. Gene Ontology annotation, molecular function: myosin binding. The record is from RefSeq and is a predicted model, not a curated record.